AUGGUACAAUCAAAAUCAAAUACUAGUCUUGCAAACAGAAGACAAUCGUCUUUCUUUUACAACUUGCCCCAGGCUGAUCCUGAUGUUUACUACGUUGGUGUCGAUGUUGGUACUGGUUCAGCUAGAGCCUGCUUAAUUGACACCAAUGGUAUCAUUUUGGGGUUGGCCGAGAAGCCAAUUACUAGGCAAGAAUUGAAACCCAACUAUAUUACUCAAAACUCGACCGAAAUUUGGAACUCAAUCUGUUACUGUGUCAAGCGUUGUUUGAAUGAAUCAGGGGUAGACCCUCACCACGUUUUUGGUAUUGGGUUCGAUGCUACUUGUUCAUUGGUAGCUGUUUCAGAGUCCAAUGACACUCCUGAAUCUGUUGGUCCAAAUUUCGAUGACAAGGAGGAAAACAUCAUUUUAUGGAUGGAUCACAGAGCCGAGGAUGAGACAAACACCAUCAAUGCCACUGGUGACAAAUGUUUGAAAUAUGUUGGUGGACAAAUGUCAAUUGAGAUGGAGUUGCCCAAAAUGAAAUGGUUGAAACAUCAUAAGCCGGGUGGAAUUGACGAUUGUAAAUUCUAUGACUUAGCUGAUUUCUUGGUACACAAAGCCACUGGUACCGAAACAAGAAGUUUUUGCUCGGUGGUAUGUAAACAAGGAUUUGUUCCAAUUGGCGUUGACGGCUCGGAAACAGGCUGGUCAAAGGAUUUUUUGUUGGCAGUAGACAUGCCAGAGUUGAUCGAGGACAAUUUUAGAAGAUUGGGAGGUAUUCCUGGUGUCAAUGGUAAAUACCUCACUGCUGGUAAUAUUGUUGGCAAAUUGACUGACAAGUCGGCCGCUGAAUUGGGAUUAAGCAGUGAAUGUAUUGUUGGUUCGCCUGUUAUUGAUGCUUAUGCAGGAUGGGUUGGUACCGUUGCCGCUAAAGCUGAAGUGCCUGAAUUGCUUGAGGAAAAAUACGAUGGUACUAUUGGCGAUGCCUGUGGCAGGUUGGCAGCAGUUGCUGGUACUUCUACCUGUCAUAUUGCCAUGACUAAGGAGCCAUGUUUUGUCAAGGGUGUCUGGGGUCCGUACAAGGACGUUAUGGCUGAAGGGUACUGGUUAGCCGAAGGUGGCCAGUCAAUCACAGGUCAAUUGUUGGCACAUGUGUUGAGUAUCCAUCCAGCAAAUCAAGAAUUGUUAAAGGCAUCUGAGCAGUCAAAUAUUUCUAAGUUUGACUAUUUGAACUCCUUAUUGGAGAGAAUGGUCAAGACCAAGGGAGAAAGAUCAGUUGUCUCAUUAGCUAAGCAUAUAUUCUUUUACGGUGAUUUCCAUGGUAACAGAUCCCCCAUUGCUGAUCCAAGAAUGAGGGCAAGUUUAAUUGGGCAAUCGUUGGACAAUUCUAUUGAAGAUUUGGCCUUGAACUAUUUUGGUGCUUGUGAGUUUAUUGCUCAACAAACGAGACAAAUUGUGCAACAUAUGGAAGAGGCAGGUCACAAUAUCAAGUGUAUCUUUAUGAGUGGUGGUCAGUGCCGUAACGGAUUAUUGAUGAGAUUGUUGGCCGAUUGUACUGGUUUGCCAAUUGUUAUUCCUAGGUAUAUUGACGCUGCUGUGGUGUUUGGUUCGGCUUUGUUGGGUGCAGUUGCCGCUGAAGAAUCGGUCAUUGACCAUCGUUGCAAUGGUCCACAUUCAAAGAGAGCUAAACUGUUGGCAGAGAAGGGAGGUGCACAAGAUGCACCCAUUGAAAUCCCAGAAUCGCCAUACACUGCACCUACUGCUACAUCAACCACCAAUUUGGCAACCAUUGCUUACGCUCAUUCUAAUCCAAACAACGUUGAUUACUUUAACCAACCAGCACAACAACAGCAACACCAAACACGCCACAAGGCCGAUGAUCAAGAAGAUUCCGAUGAUGAAAACACAUUGUCGUUUGGCUCCAAACAAGAAACACAAAAGGGCUUGUCACAUAAAUUGGCCAGUUUGGGUUUGAACAAACCAUUGUCAUCAUCAAAGAAGGAUGAACAAGAGGCAAUUCCAAAAGAUUCUGGAGCUUUGUUGUGGAAGAUUAUGCAGAAGAUGACUGGACCAGGAAAAGUUAUUCAACCACGUGGUGAAGAUCACCCUGAUAGGAAAUUGUUGAAUGUCAAGUACAAGAUCUUUUUGGAACAAUGUUAUGGACAAAGGAAGUUUAGAGACGAAGUUGAUGCUAUAGAGAAGGAAAAUUUGAAGAAUAAGCAAGCUGCAAAGUAA
Messenger RNA from Lodderomyces margitis, 2214 nucleotides. RefSeq names its product putative phosphotransferase. The transcript has a single exon. The record is from RefSeq and is a predicted model, not a curated record. Gene Ontology annotation, biological process: carbohydrate metabolic process. Bases 1 to 2214 code for a protein of 737 amino acids. NCBI's taxonomy places the organism in Eukaryota, Fungi, Ascomycota, Pichiomycetes, Serinales, Debaryomycetaceae. Gene Ontology annotation, molecular function: phosphotransferase activity, alcohol group as acceptor; kinase activity.